Messenger RNA from Rangifer tarandus platyrhynchus (Svalbard reindeer), 870 nucleotides. The record is from the annotation of a GenBank genome assembly. Lineage: Eukaryota; Metazoa; Chordata; Mammalia; Artiodactyla; Cervidae.
AUGCCCCAGGACUCCCCUGGGUCCGGGUCUGCCAAAUCCCACGGGUUCAAAGCUCACGUUGGUGCUGGCCCUGGGUCACCAGCAGAGACGGCGGCACUUCUGAGGACCUGUGUGUGUGCAGAAACACGGGUGCCGUCUGGGCACCGCAGGGGGUGUUGCCAUCCCAGCGCUCUGCGGGAUGCAGGGAGGGAGGAGAAGGGAAAGGAAGGCCGUCGGUCUUUAAUGAACACCUUCUGUGUGCCCGGUACUUCCCCUGCGUCGGCUCAUGGCGUCCUUAGUAGCGCGGCUGGGAUCGCUGAUGCCCCUUUAGGGGGUGGAGAUAGGCUCAGAGAAGCGUGGGGCCGCUCAGCUAGAAGGUGCGUCUCGCACAGGACACUUAAGAAUCCCGGUGGAAGGAGGGAACAAACAGCAGGAGGAUGGGUGGAAAUCCAGGCCUCCAGCCCAUGCUCUUCGACGGGACCGUACGGGUCUCUGCGGAGAGGCCUCGGCGCUUCCCUGACAGCCGACGCUCCUGCAAGCGAGGCUCAGGUCCGGAGCCCGGGGGGUGACCUUCAUGCUGCAGUUCUGACUCUCUCUGGUGCUUUCCAUCUAGAAGGAGUGGCGCGGGGCGGAUUUGCGGGGGGAAACGUGAGGGGCGACCGGGAGGGCCAGGUUGGGGGCACGGGGAGGGGGACCCAACAGGCCCGAGGCAGGACGUUGGUCCCGGCGCGCCCUCUGCUGGAGGCGGGGGUCCUGCGGCGGCCUCCCGCUUGGAGCAGCUCCUUACUCCCUCUUCCCCCAGGGGUACCGCUCCCCUUUCCUACUUUCAUGGUUGUUGAAGAGACCCAAGGAGGUGGGGGAGAUGAGGGUGCCCAUGGGCUCCCCGCAUGA